AUGGCUACCUCUGAAGAUACCUCCCCCGGUCUUACCGCGAAUGAUCCAACGUCUGAUGGGGUUCAACUUGAGGAAAGGGGCAUUUCCCGCCUUCUACGCCGACGUACACCUACCACAAGGCAAAAUGCUCGAGACACGUCGGUAGGUUCUUUGGACAGGAUAUUUGACACCCGUACCCAGUCGGGUGGACAGCGCCUCCACGAUGCUCCGCCGUCCUUGACAUCGGGCGAGCAGUACUUCAUCGACAAUACAUAUGGUGUCAAUGAGCUACGAGACAGCUUCUUCGACGCCAUCUUCCUACCGCCUGAAGAUGUCGAUGCCCAGGACCUCAUGGCACAGGCCGAGACCACUCUGCCUUACGCCCUUCGCAAGCAAGACCCGCUUUCUCUGAGCAACUUCCUACCCAAGCAGUGGCACGAGGUCAAGGGUGUCAUACGUCGGGUCACUACCACCCGCGCUGGCAUCAAGCUUGCCAAGUCUUUCCUUGGGUUCUUCAUAGCAUACGUCCUCUGUCUCGUUCCUCUUGUCCGAGCAAGGCUUGGUCGGCACAGCUAUAUCAUGGUAAUCUCCGCCAUUAUAAAUCACCCGGGCCGGACAUUGGGAGCCCAGGUGGAUGGGACCAUUCUCACUAUAGUCGGUAGUGCUACCGGGUUGGCAUGGGGCUCCUUUGGCCUAUGGGUCUCUACUGUCACUGCUACCGCACGCGUUGGCUAUGGCGGUGUCCUGGCAACCUUCCUCUUCUUAUACAUCUUUGUUAUCGCCUGUCUUCGCUCUUAUUACAUUCGCACUUAUCAACUCAUCAUCUGCGCUGGGAUCGCCAUCUCCUACACCUGCUUAGCAGAGGUUUCUGGUAGUCAGGUUUCGUGGUCUAAACUCCUCGAAUACGGGAUCCCGUGGCUCCUAGGGCAAGCCAUCUCCCUAUUCAUAUGCUGCAUGGUGGCUCCAGAUGCCGGUGCACGCCCCUUGGCAGUUGCACUACACCAAACGUUUGGUGUGAUGCUGACUGGCCUCGAAUCAACCACCCCGGAUAGCACGCAAAGACGCCGAAGUCUGACCCAGGCGUUUGUUGGUAUGUCUCAGGCUUAUAGAGAUUUUGUGAUCGACUUCUCCAUCACGCUGUUUGAUCCCAAAGACGUAAAGGAGCUCCGUAACCUGAUACAAGCUGUCAUCCGCGCUCUCCUCAGCCUGAAAACCGAGACUAAGUUAUUUGACCCCGUGGCAAGCGCCCCAAUGGACCCGGCUGGUCACAACAGUUCUGGUAUUGAUGGGUUCGUUGUUGAUAUGGAUGCUAAAAGAUCUACACCCAAAAAUGCCGUGGAAGAGGAGUUAUUGAAAUUUGUCAUCAGCAACUUGGCGGAGCCCACCGAGGAUCUUCUGCUCGCAAUGAAAGCUGCUUUGCAGAGUUGCGAUGCAGUCUUGAUGGAAAUGUGUGGCCACCGCCAGUAUCUCGGCCCAUCGGACGAUGUGUCAAAUGAUGUGCCAGGCUCCUUGGUCAAGUUGCGACAGCGCAUCAUCGAGUUCAGCACCUGCCAGGACAGCGUGUUAGCAAGCGAUAAGUUGCCACCCACAUAUUCAGAUUUCCCAGAAGUCGUCAAGACUUUCGCAUUCUGCCGACCGAUUCAUCAAGCCGCUACAUCAAUUGAGGCGCUCCUGGUGAAGGUCAACCACAUGCAACAGAGGCGGCCGGAAUAUCCGAAGUUUCACCUGCCGAACUAUCCUUUCUGGAAGGCCCUUCAUCGAUCGAACGCCCAGGUUCGACACGACAGAGGCGGUGUCACGGCAGGCUCUUACUUCAGAAGUUUCAGCGACAUAGCGGAACUCAUCCAGAAAAUCAAGGCUCUCGAUUUUCACCCCCUGCCGCAGAAGGAUGGAGUUGCAAGUGGGAAUCACGACACGUCAUUUGCCACAAUGACCGCUAAAGAGCUUGAAGACGAUCCCGACACGAAGAAGAGCCGUAUACGACAAAAAUUCUGGGCUAUCUCGCAUAGGUUCCAAGGCUUUGAGACGCGAUUUGGUCUCAAGACAGCUGCGAUCACCUCCUUGCUUGCUGUACCGGCAUGGCUUAGUGGAAGCGAUUGGUGGUGGGAUCGCUAUGAGGUGUGGUGGGCUGUUGUGAUGGCUUGGAUGAUCAUGGGCCCUCGGACUGGUGGAAAUGUCCAGGACUUAUUCACCAGAGCGUUGUGUGGUGUUUUGGGGGCUCUCUGGGGUGGACUAUCCUAUGCCGCCGGCAAUGGGAACCCCUAUGUUAUAGCUGUGUUUGCUGCAGUGUUCAUGCUCCCUAUGAUUUACAGAUUCACGCAAAGCACACAUCCGAGAUCGGGAAUUGUGGGCUGCAUCUCAUUCACGGUCGUGUCUUUAUCAGAAGUCACUGCUGAGGGCCAACCGUCACCAGCAACCAUCGCUGCAACUCGGGGAGCAGCGAUUGUCGUCGGUGUAACAGCUUCUAUCAUCGUCAAUUGGAUCAUAUGGCCAUUCGUUGCUCGCCACGAUCUUCGCAAGGCCACCGCAUCUAUGCUGUUCUACUGUAGUAUCAUUUACAGGAGCAUUGUGUCAAGGUAUAUUUACUAUGACGGACAGGAACCAACGAAGGAAGACAUCGAGGCGUCGGAGGUACUUGAGGGACGGCUACGGGAAGGUUUCGUCAGAUUACGGCAACUCAUGGUCAGCUCAGAGGUGUCCUGGAUUGAAGAUAAGGCGCUAACCUGCGUACAGGGUCUUACCCGCCACGAGAUCCGGCUGCGGGCACCUUUCGAUCCUGUACCCUACUCAGCACUGAUCAACUCCUGCGAGCGUUUCUUCGAAUACAUCGUCACUGUUCGGCAAUCGUCUCUAUUCUACCAUCCGCACUUCAUCCGAGACAAUGCCGAGGCAGCUGCGGAUCUCUUAGGCCACCGUAGAGACGCCAUCGCGACGAUAUUGACGAAUCUGUACGUCUUGUCAGGAGCAUUACGCGCCAACAGAAAAGUUCCUAAAUACCUUGCGAGCGCAGCGGCUACCAGGAAGCGACUCAUGGAUAAAAUGAGAGAAUUGGAGAAUGAACUUCUUGCCGACAGUGGGAAGCUCAGCGCGGAAGAAAAGGUCGAGGACAAGAAGUGGGCGCAGAUCUACAGCUAUUCGUACAACGAGAGCUUGACUGGCUGCGUCGAGCAGCUGGAAGAGCUGGAGAAGUACACGAAGGCUGUAGUUGGGGAACAAGGGCAGGUCAAGGCAAUCCCCUGUUGGGGUGAUGAUUACUAA
Anthostomella pinea is the source of this 3237-nucleotide messenger RNA. The record is from the annotation of a GenBank genome assembly. Lineage: Eukaryota; Fungi; Ascomycota; Sordariomycetes; Xylariales; Xylariaceae.